UCAUUUUUAAAUCUUGAACUUAGUUCAAACUUUUUAACUAUGAACUAAGCUAGUUCAUUUUAAAAUUUGUGAACUGAACUUUGAACUAGUUCAUGUAGAAAGUGAACUUUCCCAACACUAACUAUUUUGUCGGCUGAUACUCGGAGGUCUGGGGUGGCAGAAAGUUGCUGGGCAUGACUGGCAGAUCGGGGUCACAGUAACUCUGCAUGGACAGGGAAGAAAUAAAAAGGGCAAACAACAAUACGACAGGUGAGACAUGGGUAAGAGACAGAGAGAGAGCCGACACCGAAGGCAAAACAAACACCAAGCUCACCGGCUCGGCCCUCCCUUGUCCUCAUUGUCUCCUCCCUUACGUGGUCGACUGAAGGGAGGUGCUCAGCUGGGAACAGGGAGAGAGGGAGCGAGAGACUCCGGAUCAGAGGGACAGGGUGCAGUAAGAAAGACGUGAGGGUGUGACCAGAGCUGGGAUGGGGUGUUCUGUACUUUAGGUUGUCCUGCAGACCUGUUUCUGGAGGGAAAGAGAGAGGCUGGACACAGGAGGAGGAGGAGGAGGACACGGGAAUUCCAGGUCACAAGGGCUCCUGUGGCAGAGCACAGUCUCGGCUGACUCGGGCUGGGCUGGUAUUCCAACCUCUCCCUCUCACGGUCAUGAGUUUGACAGACGUAUAGUACGACUAGGCAGGGGACAAACAAGCUUAGAAAUAAUAAGUUAAAAAUCGGGCCAACUCGAAAGGCUAGUGUUUCACUUCAGGGGUCUGGCCUGACCCCUCAUGAUGGGGUCCUCAGUGGAAUUUGCCUGGUUGUUGCUGGUGGUUUCGACUAUGGGAAAGAACCAGUUGGUUUCUGGAGGUUGUUCAGGGAAAUGCUGCAGGGGCAGAGACCUGAGCUGUCUGACCACCGACUGGAGGAUGGACCGCGUCUACGGGACAUGCUACUGUGACGAGGGCUGCGUCAGGACCAAGGACUGCUGCUUCGACUACUUCACAGAGUGCCCAGCUCAGGACUGCGUUGUGGGCGACUGGAGCUUUUGGAGCGGCUGUGAAAAGUCAUGCCAGCCCUCGGUACGGGUCCGUGUGCGCCACAUAGAGCAGCAGCCCAGUAACAGUGGACAGCCCUGCCCCAGCCUGGAGCAACGAAGCGGCUGCAGGGAGUACAGAGACCACCAGGGCGACCACUGUGGACUCGACUCAGGUCCUGCAUUCAUCACCAGCAUGGAGUUUGGCAAGGGAAGGCCCAAGCAUGACAGUUAUGGAAAUCCCCUGGACUCUGGGUUCUGCGUGGAAUUCACCUUGGAGUCCCGGACGCCCCACUGCACGGUGGAGAACCGGCCACACACACACUGGAUGCGCUACAUUACAGAAGGCUUUAAAGUGUGUGUAGCAUGUGAGCCUCCUGCCAUGCGAAACAAUAGUGGCAGCUGCCAAGGAGACGGCCAGGACUCAGACAAAGAAGCUGUGCUUCACUGGCAGGCGGUGGGGAACCAUCAGUGCAGUGGGACAUGGAGGAAGAUCCAGAGAACCCGGCAGUGCAACUGUCCACCACAGCACAGCUUCGUCUUCAUCUGAUCCAGUGUCGGCUGGUGUCGGCAAUAACAUUUGAAACGGAGACACUGUGUUCAGCUCAGACGGCUUAAUGCAGCACACUUUCACAACUAAGAGACUUAAGACUGGAGUGGUGCAACACAGUUCAGUCUCUUAAAUCCGCUGCACAUUCAUAUAAAAGCAUGUUCAGAUCACUGCACAUUUCCAUUGCUCUGUGUACCCUUGCACUCUCUCUGGACAGUUGUGACUUGUACAGUAUUUCACCUUUUUUUUUUUUUUGGCACACAGUAAGUACCUAUAAAUUUUGAUUUUUCAUUUCUUUACUGAAAAAAGCUACUGUUGCAUUAAUUUUUAACAAUUUUCUGGGCAAAAUAUUUAAAUUAAAAAACUUAAAAUUAGAAAAAAA
Messenger RNA from Scatophagus argus, 1947 nucleotides. Its product is annotated as somatomedin-B and thrombospondin type-1 domain-containing protein. NCBI's taxonomy places the organism in Eukaryota, Metazoa, Chordata, Actinopteri, Scatophagidae. The transcript is spliced from 6 exons. The coding region runs from base 771 to 1565 and encodes 264 amino acids. The record is from RefSeq and is a predicted model, not a curated record.